AAAAUUCAGAGCGCUAAUUUCUGUUCGAUUGUACGGCUUUAUUGUACACAAAUUAAAUUAUUUGCAAUAAUAAUUCAAACCUUGAUUUUGUAUCAACAACGAAGCUAUAAGGCAUAAAAAUGGAGUCUAACGCUGAAGUCGUGACAAAAGUAAAUGAAGCAGAGAGUGAAAACAAACCCACGCAGGCGGAGGAAAAUCAAAAGGCAGUGAAUAGCUCUGCCGAAACGAACGAAUCAGUCGGUGCAGCCGAUGAAAACAAAAAAGAACAGGAAUCCAAAGAGGAAGUAAAGGAGGAGCCUAAAGAGACCGUCAAAGAGGAAGUUAAGAAGGAAGUCAAAACGGAAGAAGACGAAAAUGGCCAAACAGAAACGACUACUGUCACAAUUGUCGCAAAGAAGAGCGAUGGAGAGGGCAGCCAGUCCGAGACAACGACCACAACCACGACCACGGUCACUGUUGUAGCGAAGAAACCGGGAGACGAUGCCGACGCUGAUGUCACGGACUCUUCGGCCAACACCGUGGAAACAAAAACUGAAACAACUAUCGUUACAAAGUCCGAGAAAUCAGCAGAAGCGGGUGCUGCCACCGAACCCACGGUCCCAGACACUUCUGUCGAGGAGGUGGAAGAAACCGUUGUUGUAGAAGAAGAGGAAGAAGAGGCGGAAGCUGAAGCGGAAGAAGUGGAGAGCACAAGCAACCAAAAGGCUGUAGCUGAACCUGAGCAGGCUGAGACAGAGUCAGAGGCAGAAUCGGAGUCAGAAUCAGAAGAAGAAGUUGAGGAGCAACCACCCCAAGCAGCUGAACAAAAAGAAGCAGAAGUGCCGGAGAAGGUUCAGGAGGAAGACACUGAAGAAAAACCGCAAACAAAGAAAGACUUCAAUGAUCAGAUCCAGGAUAUUAUUUCGGAUAUCGAUAGCAAUAUAAAAGCUCAGGAGAAAAUAACGCAACUGAAGGAACAAGAAUUACAGCUAAUUCAAAAGCAACAAGAGCUGGCCAACCAGAUACAGCAGCAACAGAUUUUGGCGCAAAAACUGAUCGCUCAGAACCAAUUGAAGGAACAAGAGCUGCAGGCGCAGCAGAGAGUCCAACAACAAUUGCAGAAUCAGCAAUAUCAGCAGCAUCAACAGGUGUACCAGAAACCCGCACAGCCGUACGCAAAUGUCAUUAACCAGCAAGAGGACUACAACAAUGUCAAGGAAUCCACAAAUGUAUCGAGGACAGUUGAUUUGCGCAAGAUAUUUACACCAGCUACCGAUGCGCCCGAAAUCUUACCCAAAAACCGAAAGCUAUAUGCCUCAUCAGCAUUUUAUUCUCCGACACUACACCCAACUGUGGAGGACCAGGUUGAGCUUGCCCGCCGAAUAUCGCAUUCUUUGAGCGAUAUAAGUAACCAAAAGUCUAAGGGCCAAUCAAUGUAUGUCAAUCGAAAAAAACGCUCUGUAAAAUGGGUUCAUGAAGGUUGCGCUCAAGGGGAAGAUGAUAUAAUUGAGAAUCAUGCAUUGUACAAAGAAAAUUCGGAAUCGAAUUUGACGCCGGAACUAACCAAGUUGGACAAAAUGCCCUUAAAGUUAAUUAUGAAUCCACGAGGACAAAUGCGCGACUAUAACUCACUGAAAGAAUCAAUAAAUGUCGAAACAGGUCUUUUAUCACCUGAUAAUUGCGCUGAGCUAAUAACUGCGCUGCAACUGCAUAAGGGAAGAGGAGCUGAGCUUUUCGCGAAGCGGCGCCGAAAAGCUGAUAAUUGGGUAGUCGAUGAGACCAAUGCUGGCACUCACAGUCCAUCUGGUAUUCCAGAUUACCAGCAGUAUCAGCCAAAGCCACCCACCUCGCCCAGUAUUGUGCCUGCAUAUUCAGAUGCUGGCAAGCAUCGGGUGCAGUUGAAUAUCCAUCAGGAUCAAUUAAUUGAGAAAUACUCGAAGCCAGGCGUACAGGUUGUCAAAUCACCAUGGGAGGCGGCCCUCCAAACUGGUUCGGCCAGUUCGGCAUUUGUCGAGGAAUCGAAAUUUCCCAGCCAGACACCGCCAGCUGCAUCGCCAUCGUACUUCAAUCGCGAUUAUGUCGAUUUGCCUGUAGCACCAGCACCAGCACCAGCUCCCACCACCUAUGGAAGCCAGCAGGAUUCAUACAAAAAUACUUACGAUACAAGCGCUGUCACUCAACGAUCCCAGCCGCUGCAGCCCGUCAACCCCCAGAGGGAGUUGGCUUACAAGCCAAGUGUGGCCCAGGGCUGGAGAGGUCCCCAAGUGGAAUUGCCAAGAGAAUAUCGCGAAUACUAUGAGACAUUAGCUCUUCAGCAGGCGAACAAAUACAACAACUUCGGCAGCAUUGAUUACGAUAGAGAUAGAGAUAUAUAUUAUUCGCAAAACUCUGACAUUGACUAUGAAUUGUAUAAAGAAAGUCCUGACAUCAGUUUCACGGUCGAUGUCCGGAACAGAUUGGAACAGCUGGAAGAGUUUCAGCAGCACUUUUUGCAACAGCAGAGUCGCGAAAGAGAGCUCCAGAAGCAACGCGAUCUGGCUCGUUACCUACGCUCCCAAAAGGAGGCGGAAGAGAAACUGAAACUGAACAUUAAGAGAUGCGAAAUCGCACGUGAAAAGGCGCGUGAAAUUGCUGCUGCCAGCAGUACAGAGCCCAAGGUCUCUGGGGAUGGCAACGAAGAAACUAGCGAGCAAGUAAACGUUCGCGAAUUGAUAUCGUCCUUUGAACAACAAUCGUUAAAGCAAUACGAAGAAGCUCUACAAACGGCCUCCAGAUUGUCGAUUCUCAAAGAACGAUCGAAGAAUGCUGAAUUGAAGAUGCAAGACGCAUUCGCUUUGGAAAAUAUGUCGAAUCGGUCAAUCGAUGUUCAAGGUCUUUAUGUGCCUAAGGAGAUCUCCCUAGCUAGCUAUGCACCACCUCCGGUACAGUCUCCACCACAGGUGCAGUCCCCAUAUGCGCGGGCCCAGUCCCCAUAUGUGCCGCCAUCGAAUAAUGUGGGCAAUGGCUAUGGACGUCCCUCGUCCUAUGCACCAUCUUCUUACGAGCCAGCUGGCCAGCCUUCUUAUGAACCAGUCGGCCAAUCACCGUACGGAUCAGGUGGUCAGUCAGCUUAUGGACCAGGUGGGCAGUCAGCUUAUGGACCGGGUGGCCAGUCUAGUGGUUUCCCCUUGUCGAAGCCAUCGACUGGCUUCUCUUCAGCGGUUCCGCCGAAACAACAGCUUUAUGCUCCAUCUAGCUACCAGAAAGUCCCACAAACCUCGUCACAAAAUGCGCCCCCAGUCAACUUCAAUCCCUCGCCCUUGUCCUUCGACAAACUAUCGAAGUUCGAGCAGCCCGAGCAGAGGAACGUUGGCUAUCAACCCCAACGCAAUCUAAAUGUGCGCGGCUACUCCAAAGUUCGCAAUGUAUCACCCGCUCCCUUCGGGGGAGCUCGCUCACCCAUCGGACAGGGAUCGCCCAUUUCGGUGUCGCCGCAGCCUCAUGCGCAGCAGUACGGUGGUGGCGGUUAUGGAGGCUAUGGACAGAGCGCUCGAACGGCCUCUCCUGGCCAGAGCUUCAACAACUGUGCUCGCGGAUGGGGAGGUGGCUCCGGCAAUGCUGGCCAACGGAGUUUUUUAAGUCAAAGACCCGCAGUUGCAGCAGACAGUUUGCCAUACUCGGACUUUUAAAGCUGAUAAUAAUAGCGAUAAUACGAGUAUUGUGUGCUUUUCGAUCGAUCCUUGAUUUACGACAUAUUAUUUAUAUAUACACGAAUGAUUGCCUUAUAUAAAUAUUUACUGCGUUUGUUCAUUUGCGUCUCAACAAUAAUAAUAAUUAUAAAAAAUA
Molecule: messenger RNA, 3804 nt
Organism: Scaptodrosophila lebanonensis
Lineage: Eukaryota; Metazoa; Arthropoda; Insecta; Diptera; Drosophilidae
Product: RNA polymerase II degradation factor 1
Exons: 12
Coding region: 120-3647 (1175 amino acids)
Biological process (GO): positive regulation of actin filament bundle assembly
Cellular component (GO): actin cytoskeleton; nucleus; Z disc
Molecular function (GO): actin binding
Source: RefSeq, a predicted model, not a curated record